GUCUCACUUUCGUGGUGCCAUGGGGACCCUCCCCCGGUGACUCCACCGCCACAAGUGAAAUCUUGUGGUCGUCAAAAACUACAAUUAGAGAACAAAACCACAAGUACGAACUGCUAAAACAAUUAUUUUACUUCAUCUUCUCUUCCUCUGCCUGACAGAGUACAAGACAAAGAAGGUCCUCUUGAACAUUACCUAUGGCUAGUCUAUCUGCUUCUCAUUUUGUCAUAAAGAGGUGUCAUAUAAAUGACGAAGCGAAUGUGUCGCAGCCCAUAGUGACAUUAUCGAAAAAUAAUAGCUUGAGUAAUCACGUCGGGUUAUGGUUGAACAAGUUGGACAUGCUAAAGCUGAGAAGUAAGGCUACUGCAAGGAAAGUGAGUAACAGUACGUCUGAGAAUUCCAAGCAAUUCGGAGUUAUCAAAUGUGGGGUCGGAAUGAAUUUGAUUUUUGUCGGAACUGAGGUUGGUCCAUGGAGCAAAACUGGUGGACUCGGUGACGUUCUUGGUGGACUGCCACCAGCCAUGGCAGCCAAUGGGCACCGUGUCAUGACCAUCUCACCACGAUACGACCAGUACAAGGAUGCUUGGGAUACAAACUUUGUUGUUCAGGUGAAAGUUGGGGAUAGAAUCGAAACUGUUCGCUACUUCCACUGCUACAAACGAGGAGUUGAUCGUGUUUUUGUGGAUCACCCAAUGUUCCUGGAGAAGAUAUGGGGGAAAACUGGGUCAAAACUCUAUGGUCCCCAGGCAGGGGAUGAUUAUGAAGAUAACCAACUUCGUUUCAGCUUGUUUUGCCAGGCAGCUAUAGAAGCACCGCGGUUGUUAAGUCUCAAUACUAGCAAAUACUUUUCAGGACCAUAUGGUGAGGAUGUUAUCUUCAUUGCUAAUGAUUGGCACACUGCUCUUGUUCCUUGCUAUCUGAAAAGUAUUUACAAGGCUAGAGGGAUCUAUAAAAACGCCAAGGUAGCUUUCUGCAUUCACAACAUUGCCUACCAAGGGAGAUUUGCAAUUGCAGAUUUUUCACUUCUAAAUCUUCCAGACCAGUUCAAGAGAUCUUUUGAUUUUAUUGAUGGAUAUGACAAACCUGUGAAAGGAAGGAAGAUUAACUGGAUGAAGGCUGGCAUAUCAGAAUCAGACAGGGUUGUAACUGUGAGCCCAUACUAUGCUGAGGAACUUGUAUCCGGCGUGGAGAAAGGUGUGGAAUUAGAGAACAUACUUCGGAUGACUGGAAUCAUCGGAAUUGUAAAUGGCAUGGAUGUGCAAGAGUGGAAUCCAUCUACAGACAAAUACAUCAAUGUCAAAUUUGAUGCUACCACUGUGACGGAUGCAAAGCCUCUUUUGAAGGAAGCCCUGCAAGCCGAAGUUGGGUUGCCUGUUGAUAGGAAUAUCCCUGUAAUAGGCUUCAUUGGUAGACUUGAAGAGCAGAAAGGUUCAGACAUUCUUGCAGCAGCCAUUCCAUACUUUAUUCAAGAGAAUGUCCAAAUAAUUAUCCUUGGCACCGGUAAAAAACACAUGGAGGAACAGAUAAUGCAACUUGAAACACUCUAUCCCAGCAAGGCCCGAGGAGCGGCAAAAUUCAAUGUUCCUCUAGCGCAUAUGAUCAUAGCUGGGGCUGAUUUUAUAUUGGUCCCCAGUAGAUUCGAGCCAUGUGGUCUGAUUCAGUUGCAUGCAAUGCGAUAUGGAACAGUUCCAAUUGUUGCUUCAACUGGUGGACUUGUGGACACGAAAGAAGGUUAUACAGGUUUUCAAAUGGGUGCCUUAAGCGUUGAGUGUGAUAAAGUUGAUCCUGAGGACGCAAUCGCAGUGGCAAAAACAGUGAACAGGGCACUUGCUGUCCAUGGUACCUGUGCUUUGGUAGAAAUGAUACAGAAUGGCAUGCGUCAGGAUCUCUCAUGGAAGGGACCUGCAAAGAAGUGGGAGAAGUUGCUGUUGAACUUGGGGGUUCCUGGAAGUGAACCUGGAAUUGAAGGAGAGGAAAUUGCUCCUCUAGCCAAGGAAAAUAUUGCCACUCCAUAAUGUGAGCAACUAAAAUUUAAUCCACUGAUGAAGCGCCGCGACUAACAUACUAGCUGCAUUCUCAGCUAGUGCUAUCAAUAUAGAGGUGCAAAAUAAGGAAUGCAUGAUACGUGCUAGCAAGAAGAAUUUGUUACAAUGCUUGACCUAAAAACUAAAGAACCCAUGAUUCAAGAAAGUGGAGAAUUCCGCAGGUUCAUCAGAAUUCUUCAAUAUAUAUAAAAUUUCAAGCACAACUACUGGCCUACACAUUAAGCAUUUUCCCUAUUCCAAUAAAAUUUUUGUACAAAUUACUUUGUUUA
This is a messenger RNA of Ricinus communis (castor bean), 2311 nucleotides long. RefSeq names its product granule-bound starch synthase 1, chloroplastic/amyloplastic-like. The record is from RefSeq and is a predicted model, not a curated record. Gene Ontology annotation, molecular function: alpha-1,4-glucan glucosyltransferase (UDP-glucose donor) activity. NCBI's taxonomy places the organism in Eukaryota, Viridiplantae, Streptophyta, Magnoliopsida, Malpighiales, Euphorbiaceae.